Messenger RNA from Copidosoma floridanum, 600 nucleotides. Its product is annotated as cyclin-dependent kinase 9-like. Gene Ontology annotation, biological process: protein phosphorylation. Gene Ontology annotation, molecular function: RNA polymerase II CTD heptapeptide repeat kinase activity; ATP binding; cyclin-dependent protein serine/threonine kinase activity. Lineage: Eukaryota; Metazoa; Arthropoda; Insecta; Hymenoptera; Encyrtidae. The record is from RefSeq and is a predicted model, not a curated record. Gene Ontology annotation, cellular component: nucleus.
AUGAACAUUAAAGAGAAAGAAAAGUACUUGGAAGAGUUUAAUUUUCCAUUUUGUGAUGAAUCAUCAAAAUAUGAAAAAGUUGCCAAAAUAGGGCAAGGAACUUUUGGGGAAGUUUUCAAGGCUCGCGAUAAGUUGAACAAUAAAAGGUAUGUUGCCAUGAAAAAGGUAUUGAUGGAAAACGAAAGAGAAGGUUUUCCCAUCACGGCACUUAGAGAAAUUCGAAUAUUGCAACUUUUGAAAAAUGAAAACAUAGUCAAUCUCAUAGAAAUAUGCAGGACUAAAGCAACUCAAAAUAAUAAGUAUCGCUCAACAUUUUAUCUUAUAUUUGACUUUUGUGAGCACGACCUUGCCGGUUUACUUUCAAAUGUGAAUGUAAAGUUUAGCUUAGGAGAAAUAAAAAAGGUUAUGCAACAAUUAUUAAACGGAUUGUAUUAUAUACAUAGCAAUAAGAUUUUACACAGAGAUAUGAAAGCAGCAAAUGUUUUGAUAACAAAAAAUGGUAUACUGAAAUUGGCCGAUUUUGGACUUGCCAGAGCAUUUAGUAUAAACAAAGGCGGCCAAGCAAACCGUUACACCAANUUUUUAUUAAAAUACAAGUAA